AUUCUGAAAAAGAUGGUUUGGUUAUUGUAAAACAACCUUUGGAAUAGAAAGCAAUCUAGAUAGCUUGGUUUCCAACUAGGUUAGUCCUUUCAGUUAUUAAAACUAAUUGUACCAGUCUAUGAUAUUCUUUUAGUCUGUGAAAACCUAUACAUGAAAUGGCAGUAUCUGGAAUUAAUAAAAACUGGUAUAUAAAUGUACUCUAGUUGCAACAUGGCACUUUAGUGCCUAAAUUUAAUGAUAGGCAAAUCUAAUAAUUGCUUGAAAACCAAGAAACAAUGACUGGCAUUGCCUGCAGAAAUACCUAUUUUAUGAUUCCACUUCAUCCUUAAAAAAAUAUCAAGAGUACAGGACACAUUGCUGGGUUGAUUUUGUUUUGGCUCUAGUUAAAAAUAAACUUAUGCAUCACAAAUCUUACUUCCUUCACUGCUUUCUCCAGGAUAAUCCUCGUAACAGCUGUUAAAGACGACAAAAGAUACAAUUUAAAUACUGAAAUAUAUUUUACUGAUCAAGUAAAAUGGAUCCAUGUUCAAUUGGAAGUCAGCUGCAAGCUAGCAGUGAUUGUCAUAAAGCAUACUUUACCUCUCAAACUGGCUUCAAGACUAAGCAAGAUUUAUCAGCAACUGAUCUGUUACUUCUUCAGCUUAGAACUGGGAUAACUCUUUCAGAGGCUCAUACCAUCUGCUUCCAUCAUGCUAAAGUUUACCUUGAUAGAUACGAAGACUUGCAAAAGUCAUGUUGCGAUCCUUUUAAUAUGCACAAAAAACUCUCAAGGAAAAACUUGCGUGCAAUUGACAUAGAUGAUGUAUCUUUUCUAAGUGCCAAGUUUGGACGUCAAUUUAUACCAGGCUGGAAGCUUUGCCCCAAAUGUACACAGAUAAUAAGUGGAAAUGCAGAGGUUGACUCUGAAGACCGUCAACGAAGGAGACUUGAUUCAGACGGACGAACAACUAAGGCCUUGAAGUCCUUACAGUUUGCUAAUCCAGGACGGCAUACUGGAUUUGCUCCGGAAACAAACAAAAGAGAAAAAAGAAAGCUACAAACAAAAAACACAUCCGUUAAUUCAGACAGGCAAUUAAUAGCAGCAAAGAGCAAGGUAUAUGACAGCCAAGGCUUUCUGCUUUAUAGUGGGAUAGACCUGUGUGACUGCCUUGAUGAAGACUGCCUUGGGUGUUUCUAUGCCUGCUCCAAGUGCGGCUCCCGCAAGUGUGGACCUGAAUGCCGUUGUGAUCGCAAGUGGCUAUACGAGCAAAUUGAGAUAGAAGGAGGAGAAAUUAUUCGUAAUAAGCAUGCGAUAUAGCCUGUGCUCCACAUUUCAUUACUGAGUCACAGGAAGGUUGUUCAUGUAAUAAAACGUAAUCUGUUCAUAUUUUCAGUUAAGAUUCAGUGUUGUCCAAACAAGCAAUAAGUAAUGGGAAUUUAUAUCAUCUGACAAGAAAAAAGAAGGUUGUCUAAGCAUUUGUGGAUUAAUGGACAAACUAAUAAGAAUUGU
Protobothrops mucrosquamatus (brown spotted pit viper) is the source of this 1489-nucleotide messenger RNA. It is a transcript of the gene ARL14EP, whose product is annotated as ADP ribosylation factor like GTPase 14 effector protein. Lineage: Eukaryota; Metazoa; Chordata; Lepidosauria; Squamata; Viperidae. Gene Ontology annotation, cellular component: intracellular membrane-bounded organelle. Bases 515 to 1297 code for a protein of 260 amino acids. The transcript is spliced from 3 exons. The record is from RefSeq and is a predicted model, not a curated record.